Hevea brasiliensis (rubber tree) is the source of this 795-nucleotide messenger RNA. RefSeq names its product 60S ribosomal protein L23a. Gene Ontology annotation, biological process: ribosomal large subunit assembly; translation. Gene Ontology annotation, cellular component: ribosome; cytosolic large ribosomal subunit. NCBI's taxonomy places the organism in Eukaryota, Viridiplantae, Streptophyta, Magnoliopsida, Malpighiales, Euphorbiaceae. Gene Ontology annotation, molecular function: rRNA binding; structural constituent of ribosome. Bases 144 to 608 code for a protein of 154 amino acids. The transcript is spliced from 4 exons. The record is from RefSeq and is a predicted model, not a curated record.
ACAGCUUAUCAUCAUGAAGGCUGAAAUGGUAAUUUAGAGAGUCCUAUAUAACCCACCUUUUUUAAUUUUCUUCCCUUUCUAAACCCUACUGGGCGUCUGCAGCUGGUCAGGUUUAGUUGUGCUUCUAGGGAGAGUUUUAAUCAAUGGCUCCGGCUAAAGCUGAUGCUACCAAAAGGACUGAUCCCAAGGCACAAGCUGUGAAGGCUGCCAAGGCCGUGAAAUCGGGCCCAACAUUUAAGAAGAAAGCUAAGAAGAUCAGGACAAAGGUCACAUUUCACCGGGCCAAGACAUUGAAGAAAGAGAGAAACCCAAAGUAUCCUCGCAUCAGUGCUCCACCAAGAAACAAGUUGGACCACUAUCAAAUUUUGAAGUAUCCAUUGACUACUGAGUCUGCCAUGAAGAAGAUUGAGGACAACAACACCCUUGUGUUUAUUGUUGACAUUCGUGCAGACAAGAAGAAAAUCAAAGAUGCAGUAAAGAAAAUGUAUGAUAUUCAGACCAAGAAAGUGAAUACUUUGAUCAGGCCAGAUGGAAUUAAGAAGGCAUAUGUUAGGUUGACUCCAGACUAUGAUGCCUUGGAUGUGGCAAACAAGAUUGGCAUCAUAUAAAUUGCGGUUUUGUAGCUAUAGAUCACCAGCAAAGUGAUACCAACAUCCUUUAUAAACGGUUUUGUUACGAGUAAUUCAGUGUUUUAGGGCCUCAAUAUCAUAUCUGUUUUCUUCAACAUAUGUUGAGAACUAUAUUCUGUUUAACUUAAUCUCAGUUAAAAUUUAAUCGGUAUGGUUAAUUUUUCAA